CUUCAAUCUUGGCAAGACCUCGAAGACUUCAACUCCCAGAAUCCCCCAGCCAGAGUUGACGUUUUGAGACCAUUCAGUGACCAUAGAGAGGGCUCCUCCAGAAGAUGUCACAAGGGGACCCGGGCACCCGGAGGGCGGAGGAAAACUCUUCCCGCGUCAUUCUUGCCGUGUUUCUCGCGCUGCUUAUUGACCUGCUGGGCUUCACCCUGAUUUUGCCCCUCCUGCCCUCCAUCCUGGAUCAUUUCAGCAAGAAUGACGAUGGACUCUACGGGAGGGUGCAAGCCGGCGUGGACUGGUUCAGUGGCAGCCUUGGCAUUCCACCAGAAAGGAAGUACAACAGUGUCUUGUUUGGAGGUUUCAUCGGUUCUCUGUUUUCUCUGCUUCAAUUUCUGGCCUCACCACUCACCGGAGCUGCCUCGGAUUCCUUCGGGAGGCGACCGGCCCUGCUGGUCACGGCGCUCGGCCUGGUGGCCUCCUAUUCUCUCUGGGCCAUUUCUGGGAGUUUCGAGCUCUUCCUUUGCUCCAGGAUCCUUGGCGGGAUCAGUAAAGGGAACGUCAGCCUUUGCACGGCCGUCAUAGCGGACCUGCCGUGCCCGAAAGCUCGGAGCAGAGGCAUGGCAAUGAUUGGGCUGGCUUUCUCCCUGGGCUUCACCCUUGGGCCAAUGCUGGGUGCCUUCCUUGCUCUGGAGACGGAGAAGGACCAAGUCUUCUACACAAGAGCCGCCAUCUUUGCCACCAUCUUUGCUGUGGCUGAUUUCCUGUUCAUCCUCACCUGCUUGCCAGAGACGCUCCCAAAGGAAAAACGG
Messenger RNA from Pseudonaja textilis, 806 nucleotides. NCBI's taxonomy places the organism in Eukaryota, Metazoa, Chordata, Lepidosauria, Squamata, Elapidae. The record is from RefSeq and is a predicted model, not a curated record.